GAACCACCAUGCCUCACUUUGCAAACCCUCUUUUAAGAAACAUCAUUAUCAAAAGUCCACUUGAUAAUAUCAAGCAGAAGAAAUGCCUCCAGUAUUUGAAAACCCUGAGAACCCUGCAAUAUGAUGGAUUUAAGACCAUAUAUUUUGGGGAAAACGAUAUCUCUGAAAGUCUUAUAACUGGGGAAGAUUUUGGCGAUGAGUAUUUCAAGCAGAGUCCAACUUGGUGUAUUUUGCACGCCGGUGGUAGUCACGGGUGGGUGCCUUGGAAAUAUCGGAUGUUCCUAAGAGAUGAGUUAUGUGUCAGACAAGAAGACAGCCUCUUCUUUGAGUUCUGUGAUGUGGCGAAGAAGGCCUACGGGAAGUGCGCCAUUGUGGUCAAAGACGGAAAGUGGCUCCAUGAGAUGAGGUCAAAUGAAAACAAGGAGUCUCAGGCCCAGGCCCACGUCCCAUCAGUCAUUAACUUAACAAGCAUCAUGUGUUGUCCUGAGGUGGCCAAAUCCUGUGGCCACGAACUACUCUGUCUGCCUUCCCCUUACGGUUACCUGAACCCUUUAGACUCAGCCUGGUCUUCUCUGAAAUGGUUUAUCAUCAACAACAGAAGGGCGUUUUGUUUGCAGUCCAUUGAUGGUGCCUAUGCGUACCAGUAUAUACUUCUCAGCAGUUUAAUUAGCAAAGGGAUUGAAAGGAUAAACCCAAGCAAGUGGAGAACGCUAACUAACAAAGUGCGGAGGUGGGAAAACUACUAUCUUGGUAAAUUUUCUUAAGGGUGAUUCCUCCAACCAGCAGUGAGAUUGUGCUACCAGCAUGGUCUUGACCAACUCCCUGGGCUCAACGCUGGACCAUUGCAGCCAAACUCCAACAGUGACCUUACAGGGGUGCUGUGAGGACUUGGGUUCCUAAGCGUGUUGGUAAAGUGCUUCAGGUUUACUGGAGGUUGCAGUAAAGCUUCUGGAUAAAUCAAGGAUCUUGACUCCCAUCUUGUUAAAGCGACGUUGAGGGCUAUGUCAGCAGGAACAUUAGGGCUCGUCCAGCUCAAAGGAACCUGGUGAUGAGCAGGGGUGAGCAAAGCUAAAAGUUAUGUGGUCAA
Messenger RNA from Rhinolophus ferrumequinum (greater horseshoe bat), 1087 nucleotides. RefSeq names its product chromosome 2 C21orf140 homolog (gene C2H21orf140). Lineage: Eukaryota; Metazoa; Chordata; Mammalia; Chiroptera; Rhinolophidae. The transcript has a single exon. The record is from RefSeq and is a predicted model, not a curated record. Bases 9 to 764 code for a protein of 251 amino acids.